Molecule: messenger RNA, 1884 nt
Organism: Artibeus jamaicensis (Jamaican fruit-eating bat)
Lineage: Eukaryota; Metazoa; Chordata; Mammalia; Chiroptera; Phyllostomidae
Gene: CLK4
Product: CDC like kinase 4
Exons: 13
Coding region: 93-1538 (481 amino acids)
Biological process (GO): regulation of RNA splicing; protein phosphorylation
Cellular component (GO): nucleus
Molecular function (GO): ATP binding; protein tyrosine kinase activity
Source: RefSeq, a predicted model, not a curated record
CCAUUUUGUAGGGUUUUCUUCGCAGCGGCUGGUUUGGAAAGGCGGCGGUUUGGCUUCGUUUUUCGACCAAAGAGCUUUUUGCUUUUGCAGAGAUGCGGCAUUCCAAAAGAACUCACUGCCCUCAUUGGGAUGAUAGAGAAAGCUGGGGACAUGAAAGCUACAGGGGAAGCCACAAACGGAAGAGGAGGUCCCACAGCAGUACACAAGAGAAUAGACAUUGUAAACCACGUCACCAGUUUAAAGAAUCUGAUUGUCAUUAUUUAGAAGCAAGGUCUUUGAAUGAGAGAGAUUAUCGGGACAGGAGAUACGUUGAUGAAUACAGAAAUGACUACUGCGAAAGAUACAUUCCUAGGCAUUAUCACAGAGAUGUGGAAAACAGUUACCGAAUCCACUGCAGUAAAUCUUCGGUCCAAAGCCUGAGAAGCAGUCCCAAAAGGAAGCAUAACAGACACUGCUCAAGCCAUCAGUCACAUUCGAAGAGCCACCGAAGGAAAAGAUCCAGGAGUAUAGAGGAUGAUGAGGAGGGUCACCUGAUCUGUCAAAGUGGAGACGUUCUAAGAGCAAGAUAUGAAAUCGUGGACACUUUGGGUGAAGGGGCCUUUGGCAAAGUUGUAGAAUGCAUUGAUCAUGGCAUGGAUGGCAUACACGUAGCAGUGAAAAUUGUAAAAAAUGUGGGUCGAUACCGUGAAGCAGCUCGUUCAGAAAUCCAAGUAUUAGAGCAUUUAAAUUCUACUGACCCCAAUAGUGUCUUCCGAUGUGUCCAGAUGCUAGAAUGGUUUGAUCACCAUGGCCAUGUUUGUAUUGUAUUUGAAUUGCUGGGACUUAGUACCUAUGAUUUCAUUAAAGAAAACAGCUUUCUGCCAUUUCAAAUUGACCACAUCAGGCAGAUGGCAUUUCAGAUCUGCCAGUCAAUAAAUUUUUUGCAUCAUAAUAAGCUAACCCAUACAGAUCUGAAGCCUGAAAAUAUUUUAUUUGUGAAGUCUGACUAUAUAGUCAAAUACAACUCUAAAAUGAAACGUGAUGAACGCACAUUGAAAAGCACGGAUAUCAAAGUGGUUGACUUUGGAAGUGCCACAUACGAUGACGAGCAUCAUAGUACCUUGGUGUCCACACGGCAUUACAGAGCUCCAGAGGUCAUUUUGGCUCUAGGUUGGUCUCAGCCUUGUGAUGUUUGGAGCAUAGGGUGCAUUCUUAUUGAGUAUUACCUUGGUUUCACAGUCUUUCAGACUCAUGAUAGUAAAGAGCACCUGGCAAUGAUGGAACGAAUAUUAGGACCCAUACCAACACACAUGAUUCAGAAAACCAGAAAACGCAAGUAUUUUCACCACAACCAGCUAGAUUGGGAUGAACAUAGUUCUGCUGGGAGAUAUGUUAGGAGACGCUGCAAACCAUUAAAGGAAUUUAUGCUUUCUCAUGAUGAAGAACACGAGAAACUGUUUGACCUGGUUCGAAGAAUGUUGGAAUAUGACCCAGUGAAAAGAAUUACCUUAGAUGAAGCAUUGCAACAUCCUUUCUUUGACUUAUUAAAAAAGAAAUGAAAUAGAAAUCAGUGGUCCUACUGUAUACUUCUCUAGAAGAGAUUGCUUAAGACUGUGUCAGUCAACUCUAAACAUUCUAAUAUUUUUGUAAACAUUAAAUUAUUUUGUACAGUUAAGUGUAAAUACUGUAUGUUUUAUAUCAAUAGCAUAAUUAUCUUGUUAAGCAAGUAUGGUCUUGAUAAUGAAUGAAAUAUUAUAAAAGUUAACUUUCCUUUUUGAGAUUAACAUUUUUAAAGACCUUUGGAAUAUCCUUUGUGUCCAGUGAUACCUGUGACUGAGCUUGUCUUUUGUACACGGAGGUUGACUCUUUGAAGUGAUUCUUUUGAGUAAAAGGAAAUCUUGACUA